AUGGAGAAGCAAGAUGUCUCCUCGACUUCUACUACCCCCGAAUCCUCGCUUGCCCCCGAAAACAACGACGACAAGAAAACUACCGGCUACGGAGGUUUUGUGAGAGUCUUCAAGUACGGUGAACCGGUCGACUAUGUCCUCGAAUUCAUCGGAAUCCUGGCCGCCAUCGGCUCAGGAGUUGCCUUGACCAUGAUGAACUUGAUCAUCGGGAACAUGAGCAACGACUUCACUGCCGCUACCGCCAACCCCGACAAAUUCAUGGCCAGCGUUAGCCAAAAUGCGCUUUACUUCGUGUACAUUGGCAUCGCUCGAUUCGCUACGACCUACAUCUACUCAUCCCUUUUCACCUACGUCGCCUUCAAACUGACCCGCAACGUUCGACGCUGCUACCUUCAGGCCGCUUUGAGCCAGGAGAUCAGCUUCUUCGACCAUGGCACUGCUGGCUCCAUCGCUAUGCAAGCUACCACCAACGGAAAGCUCAUCCAGUCAGGAAUCGCCGAGAAGCUGGGCUUGUUCGUGGCCUCCAUAAGCACUUUCAUCAGCGCCUUCAUUCUCGCUUUCACCCAGAACGCCAAGUUGAGCGGCAUUCUCAUCAGCAUCAUUCCCGCAAUCCUGAUUGUGGUCAUGCUCAUGGCUGGCAAGGAUUCCGUGCUUGAGACCAAGACUUUGCAGAUCAACGCCCAAGCCGGUACAUACGCCGAAAGCGCCUUGGGAAGCAUCCGCGCCAUCAAAGCCUUCAGUCUGGAGUCUCGAAUCAUGCAUACAUACAACACAUACCUUGAGAAGGCUCGCGUGAUUGGAGACAAGAAGAGUCCGCUUUACGGUGUCAUGUUUGGCUGGCAAUACUUCAUCAUCUAUGCCGGCAUGGGUCUGGCAUUUUGGCAAGGUAUUGCCAUGAUUGCUCGUGGUGAAGUCGAUGGCAUCGGAACAGUCUUCACUGUGCUCUUCUCUGUCAUCAUUGCUUCAACCUCAAUCAAUGGAAUUGCCCCCCAUCUUAUGGCGUUCAGUCGUGCCGCUACGUCCGCCUCGGAGCUUUUUGCUCUGAUCGACAGGAAGUCCAAGAUUGACCCCUUUGACGAGUCCGGGCAGAUACCCAGCAACGUCUCUGGAUUCAUCGAUAUUCAAGGACUUACCUUCAGCUAUCCUACACGACCAGAUACCACAGUGCUUGAGAACUACUCUCUACACAUUCCCGCCGGCAAAGUGACGGCCCUUGUUGGAGCCAGUGGCAGCGGUAAGAGUACCAUCAUCGGACUUUUGGAGAGGUGGUACGACCCUGCUUCCGGCGCAAUCACGCUUGAUGGGACCAACAUCCGCGAUUUGAGUCUUGGUUGGCUGCGUACAACUAUGCGUCUCGUGCAGCAGGAACCUGUUCUCUUCAACGGUACUGUCUUCGAGAAUAUUGUCAACGGCCUCGUUGGAACGGCUUGGGAAUCAGCCUCGAAGGAGGAGCAGUUGCAGCGCGUUAAACAAGCCGCCAAAAUCGCAUUCGCCGACGACUUCAUCGCCAACCUUCCCGAAGGCUACGACACCCGCAUUGGCGAAAGAGGUGGCCUUUUGUCUGGUGGCCAAAAGCAACGUAUCGCCAUUGCUCGCAGCGUCAUUUCUGAACCCAAAAUUCUUCUUCUCGACGAAGCCACCAGCGCCCUCGACCCCCAUGCCGAAGGCAUCGUUCAGCAAGCUCUCGAUAGUGCCUCCAAGGACAGAACCACGGUCGUCAUUGCCCACAAGCUCGCAACCAUCCGCAACGCGGACAAUAUUGUCGUCAUGUCCAAAGGCAAGAUCGUCGAGCAGGGCAAGCACGAUGAGUUGGUAGCGUUGAAUGGCUCCUACGCGAAACUAGUCAAGGCGCAGAAUCUUUCGGUCGAGAGGAAAGACAGCGUUGAUCAUACUUCCGAGGAUGACUCCACUGUGGCAGCCGAACCUGCGCAAUCACUUGCCAAGUACGACACCGCAGUUGCUCAACAUCUCAUGUCUCUCAAGGACAAGGAGGACUUCAAGCUCUACAAGCAGACCGGACUCCUUCACACGGUUGGCAAGUUGAUGCAGUCAACCCCCGAGCUCAAGGUUUGGUACUGUGUGACAUUUGUCACUUGUGUUUUGGGAGCCGCCAUCUACCCUGGCCAGACUCUGCUACUAUCCAAGGUGAUGGACAUCUUCACCUCAUCGGACAUGGUCAAACAGGGCAACUUCGUCGCUUUGAUGUACUUCGUCAUGUCGCUGGGCACUUUGAUUGUUUACUUCGUCAUGGGCUGGACCACCAACAUCAUCACACAAACUCUGAGCAGGAAGGUUCGCCAAGGUCUGCUGAACGGAAUGCUCAGACAGGAUCUCCGCUUCUUCGACCGGGCUGAAAACACCGUCGGUGCCCUCAACAGCCGUAUCGAUUCCCACGCCCAGGCUGUACUCGAGCUGAUGGGAUUCAACGUCUCCCUUGCUUUUCUGUCCUUCAUCAACGUUGUCGCCAGCAGCGUCCUUGCCAUCGCGAUUUCAUGGAAGCUUGGUCUUGUCGGAGUUUUUGCCGGCAUGCCCCCUUUGUUGUUGUCUGGCUUUGCCCGCAUUCGUAUUGAGACGAGGAUGGACUCCGAUGUCGACAAGAGGUUCUCUACAAGUGCCUCUCUGGCAUCGGAAACCGUGAACGCUAUCCGCACAGUCUCAUCGUUGGCCAUUGAGAAGAAUGUCCUCCAGAGAUACACCAACGAACUCGACAAUGCCAUUUCGAGCUCGACCUAUCCUGUUUUCAACAUGAUGAUCUGGUUUGCUCUGACCCAGUCCAUCGAGUUUUUCAUCCUCGCGCUUGGCUUUUGGUGGGGAUCAAAGCUGGUUUCCAACGGCGAGAUCAACUUCUCUCAGUUCAUCAUCUCCUUCAUGGGUGUCUUCUUUUCUGGCCAGGCUGCUGGUGUCAUAUUCAGUUUCUCCAGCAGUUUCACCAAGGCCAAUUCAGCUGCCAACUACUUCUUUUGGCUUCUUGGUCUGCAGCCAACUAUACAGGAAACGGGCGAGAACCAGGAAAAGGGCCCCCCUGGCGGCUGCAGUUCUAUCGGCUUCGAUGACGUUCAGUUUUCAUACCCCUUGGCCCCUGAUAACCGGGUACUCAAGGGCGUUUCCUUGACAAUUGAUCGCGGUCAGUUCGUUGCAUUUGUCGGAGCCUCGGGUUGCGGCAAGUCAACGAUGAUCUCUCUUCUCGAACGAUUCUACGACCCGACGAGCGGUACGAUCAAGAUUGACGGCGCGGCUCCUCUCACAAGCAUCAGCCCCCGACUCUACCGCAGCAGACUGGCCCUCGUGCAGCAAGAACCAACACUCUUCCCCGGAAGCAUCCGAGACAACAUCGCAUCUGGCAUUGACGUCGAGCCCGAGGAGCAGGGCUCCGUUGAUGAUCGUGUCAUCGAAGAAGCUUGUCGCGCCGCGAACGCAUGGGACUUUGUCAGUUCCCUCCCCGAAGGCCUCAACACACCUUGUGGACAAGGAGGCAGUCAACUCUCUGGCGGUCAGCGCCAGCGCAUCGCCAUUGCUCGAGCCCUCGUUCGGAACCCCAGCGUCAUUCUACUGGACGAGGCCACAAGCGCUCUCGAUACGGAGUCGGAGAAGAUCGUUCAGAAGGCGUUGAUGGAGGCGGCCGUCACCGGAGACCGCAUCACCAUCGCCGUGGCGCACCGCCUGUCUACCAUCCGCGACGCGGACCGGAUCUGCGUCUUUUACGGCGGUCGCAUCGUCGAAGCCGGAACACACGACGAGCUCAUCGAGCAGGGCGGGAUGUACAAGAAGAUGUGCGAGGCGCAGAGCUUGGAUAGAGCGACUUAG
Colletotrichum karsti is the source of this 3804-nucleotide messenger RNA. RefSeq names its product multidrug resistance protein 3 (p glycoprotein 3). The coding region runs from base 1 to 3804 and encodes 1267 amino acids. NCBI's taxonomy places the organism in Eukaryota, Fungi, Ascomycota, Sordariomycetes, Glomerellales, Glomerellaceae. The record is from RefSeq and is a predicted model, not a curated record. Gene Ontology annotation, molecular function: ATP binding; ABC-type transporter activity; ATP hydrolysis activity. Gene Ontology annotation, cellular component: membrane. The transcript has 12 exons. Gene Ontology annotation, biological process: transmembrane transport.